AUGGUAAGGCGCAGCAACAAGCCACAGACCUUUAUCCUCUUCGAACUUGGACCCGUGAGUGCUGUAACCAGAGACAAGGAUUCCCUGAUCCGGACCACCUCCCGAGAAGGUCCAGCUUCCGAUCUGGCACGAACACUCCGUUCCCGAGACAGCGGUGUCGAGGGUCGGAUUCAUGAUCAUGGGAUGGGCCCUUGA
Molecule: messenger RNA, 195 nt
Organism: Penicillium oxalicum
Lineage: Eukaryota; Fungi; Ascomycota; Eurotiomycetes; Eurotiales; Aspergillaceae
Exons: 3
Coding region: 1-195 (64 amino acids)
Source: RefSeq, a predicted model, not a curated record